GAGCGAAAGGUGAAAGAUUCGGGGCAGGGGAUGGGGAGAAGAUAAUGAAAAACUCUUGUUUUGCUCUAUAUAAACGUGCCCCGCAAUGCUAUCCUUACAAGCGAGUUGGUAGGUUGAGAGCCAAUGUUUUUAUGUUGGCUUUCAACUGUCGUGAAGCUUCUUGGCCCAUGAGUCAUUUAUAAGAAAAAUAAAUACACAUUGGUCUCUCUUCUUUAGUUUUUCUGUUUUCUGUAAUGGAGAAUUUAGUGGGUGUUUUUGUCCUUAUGGUCCUGAUACUGAACGGAGCCCUGUUUGUCCAUUCGGGUCCUGCUGUUCCCUGCACUGGGCAGAGCUCAUAUCCCUUUUGCAGCACCUCGCUGCCUUUUGGUGACAGAGUGAAGGACCUCAUUGGGCGCCUCACAUUGCAGGAGAAAGUUCAGCAGCUCGUUAAUGCAGCCGGUGCUGUUCCCAGGCUUGGCAUUCCUGCCUACAAUUGGUGGUCCGAAGCACUGCAUGGAGUCUCGAAUGUAGGUCCCGGGACUCGAUUUGGGGGCAAUGUUCCUGGAGCUACCAGUUUUCCUCAAGUCAUUCUCACUGCAGCUUCCUUCAAUGAAUCUCUCUGGCGAGCCAUCGGCCAGGUUGUGUCCACAGAGGCACGGGCAAUGUAUAAUGUGGGGCUGGCUGGGCUGACAUACUGGAGCCCUAACGUCAACAUAUUCCGUGACCCACGAUGGGGCCGCGGCCAGGAGACUCCUGGUGAAGACCCUGUCCUCACUGGCAAAUAUGCUUCCAACUAUGUACGUGGUCUACAGGAUACCGACGGCUCCGACCCCAACAGACUCAAGGUCGCAGCCUGCUGUAAACAUUACACUGCGUAUGACGUGGACAACUGGAAUGGAGUCCAACGCUACACCUUUGACGCCAAGGUCACACAGCAAGAUUUGGAGGACACGUUUAACCCUCCCUUCAAGAGCUGCGUUUUGGAUGGCAACGUGGCAAGUGUUAUGUGCUCUUACAACAAAGUCAAUGGCGUCCCAACCUGCGCAGACAAAGAUCUGCUCGGUGGUACUGUGAGAGGCGAAUGGCAAUUGAACGGGUACAUUGUCUCCGACUGUGAUUCGGUCGAUGUGUUAUACAAUGCACAGCACUACGCGCCCACUCCUGAGGAUGCAGUUGCUGACGUGAUAAAAGCUGGGCUAGAUCUGGACUGUGGAUCUUUCAUGGGGAAGCACACAGAAGCAGCUGUGAAUGCAGGCAAAGUGGACGAGUCCCUGAUUGAUCAAGCUCUGGUCAACACCUUCACUACAUUGAUGAGACUAGGUUGGUUUGAUGGCGAUCCUGCCAAGCAACCAUAUGGGAACUUGGGACCCAAUGAUGUGUGUACUGAGCAGCACCAAGAACUAGCUUUAGACGCAGCCAGGCAGGGGAUAGUUCUGCUCAAGAAUGAUGGCUCAUUGCCAUUAGCUGCAAACAAGAUUAGUUUUUUGGCUGUCAUUGGGCCCAAUGCAAAUGUUUCCAAAGUCAUGAUUGGCAAUUAUGAAGGUAUUCCAUGCAAGUAUACAACCCCUCUUCAAGGGCUUUUGAAAUACACUUCACUCCUCUACGCCCAAGGUUGCACCAAUGUGGCAUGUACUGGAAAUGAUUUGUUCGGUGGAGCAUUGCAGGCAGCAAGCAAAGCAGAUGCAACCGUCUUGAUAGUAGGUGGUGAUCAGAGCACAGAGGCAGAGUCGCGGGAUAGAACAAGUUUGUUGUUACCUGGCCAGCAACAACAGCUGGUAUCCCAGGUCGCAAAUGUGUCAAAGGGACCAGUAGUUCUUGUGAUCAUGUCAGGGGGUCCUUUUGAUAUAUCAUUUGCAAAGGAUGAUGAUAAAAUUGCAGGCAUCCUCUGGGUGGGAUAUCCAGGACAAGCUGGAGGAGCAGCCAUUGCAGAUGUAAUUUUUGGACAAUACAAUCCUGGUGGGAGAUUGCCCGUGACUUGGUACCCACAAGAUUUCGUUAAAAUUCCCAUGACAAACAUGAACAUGAGGCCAGAUCCAGCCACAGGAUAUCCAGGCCGAACUUACAGGUUCUACACAGGAAAAACUGUUUACAUGUUUGGUGAUGGGCUGAGUUAUACGAACUACAAACACACUCUGGUUCAUGCACCUAAGCUGGUGUCCCUUCCUCUGGAUGACAAACUUUCUUGUGCCCACAAAACAUCUAAUUUUUCCUGUGAGGCUGUUCGAAUAACCCACACUAAUUGUCAGAACAUGCAAAUGGAUGUUCAUGUUGAUGUGAACAACAUUGGUCCUAGAGAUGGAAGUCAUGUAAUAUUCUUAUUUUCUACACCUCCAUCCAAGCACCAUGCUCCAAAGAAGCAAUUGCUUGGAUUCCAUAAGGUUCAUGUCACUUCAGGAGGCAGGGAAAGAGUACGUUUCAGUGUUGACGUAUGCAAGGACCUCAGCAUUGUUGAUAAAGCUGGCAAUAGGAAUCUGCCAGUGGGUUCCCAUCUUCUUCACAUAGGUGAUCUGCAACAUUCCAUCUCUCUUCAAAUAACAAACUAAUUCCCUUCAUGGGAAUUCUGUUGCUCUGUUUUUGCAAAGAGCAGGGAAGCUUCAAUAACUUUAUAUCAUGGCCAAGUCAACUGUUAAUUGUUUAUGACAACUACUGGAAGAAAAUACCAAUGCUGCCUGUAAUACCAGUCUAUUUUUGGUAUAUUCUUGCGUGGAGGCUUUGAAGUCAGUUAAAAGGAUUGGCCUCUUCAGCCCUAGCCCUAAAGUAAUUGACUAGUUACUUAGUUGUUCUUAUUAAACCAUCCGCAGGCAGCAGAUUUAUAAUAUUGGGAAAUAAGUUGUUUGUCCUGAAAAGCAUGUGAUGGCAGUAGGACAGUCUUUUUAUGAUCCAUUCAUAUCUCAUAGCUAUCCCAUGUAAGAUAGCUUAGAGAUGCUUGUGGGCCCUGUGGCCCCUUUUACUUCACUUUUUAUUUCCAAUAUAAAUGCUGUUUUGAAAAGUUC
Cryptomeria japonica (Japanese cedar) is the source of this 2972-nucleotide messenger RNA. RefSeq names its product beta-xylosidase/alpha-L-arabinofuranosidase 1. The record is from RefSeq and is a predicted model, not a curated record. Gene Ontology annotation, molecular function: xylan 1,4-beta-xylosidase activity; alpha-L-arabinofuranosidase activity. The transcript is spliced from 7 exons. NCBI's taxonomy places the organism in Eukaryota, Viridiplantae, Streptophyta, Pinopsida, Cupressales, Cupressaceae. Bases 234 to 2522 code for a protein of 762 amino acids. Gene Ontology annotation, biological process: arabinan catabolic process; xylan catabolic process. Gene Ontology annotation, cellular component: plant-type cell wall.